GUAUUUCAAAAAAGGUUAUGGUAUGUAUAAUCUUUAGUUAAUACAUAUAGUAUGUAUAAUCUUUGGUUAAUAAUACAUAUCAAGUAUACACAGAUCCGUGUAAUAUUGAUAUAUUGUAACGUGAAAAUAUACAGCUAUACUGUAAGUAAAAAUAAGAUACAAUUACUUGUAAAAUGAUGACUAAUAAACGUCAAUCAACAUCAACUAAUUCAAUCAAUACUUCCAUAAAAUUGAGAAACACUGUCUACGGUUAUUGGGUUACAGUUUCACGCUCACGGUGGUCUGUCACCUUUCUGUGCAACCUUCGCGAAGAAACAAACACGUCUUCAGUCAUGGACAGAUAUCCUUUUCCUUUGUAUAAAUUCUAAUCUUCAUUUCUUUAAUAUCGUGUGUACUUUAAUGCCAUCUUUAAUACCAUAUUUCUAACGAUAAUUCAAAUUUUAACUGCCAUACUACAAUCAACUCAACUUUCUAUGAGCCGAAUAUUUUUCUUGACUGUAAAAAAAAAAAUUAUGUAACGUAAAAUCAACAAAUAUCAGUCUAUAAAUUAACAAUGAAUUUCAACAAUUUGAUUAUAACGAAUAAUAAAAUUGACAUUUCAGGAUAGAAGUAACUGUCAUCAAGAAUAUUACUGGUUAAUAAGGAGACAUUAUACAAGACGUAUAGGCCAUCUUGUGGAAAAAAGUUCAAUUAUUUAAUAAAAUAUCGAUAUAUUGGUGUGUGACUUGAAAGUUACCAUAGAGUCGAUAGAGCUCAUAGAGUCGAGAAAAAAGAAAAUCGAAUCAGUGCCUGCGGUUCUUUUCAGCCUUUGAUAUUUUCACAUUUCAGAACUGAUUUCAUUAAUUACGCGAAAGUGUAAAAGCGGAUGCUGCAAAAGGGAAAAGAAAAACAAAUAGAGGAGAAAGGAAAGAACGUGCGAAAUUUGGCGCCCGAUAGCGCCACGACGGUGCAUUCUCAAGGAAAAUAAACCGUUCGCCGUCUGACUAUUUGAUUUAUGAGCGCGGGCGACAACCUACCGCACGGCAUACCGAAAUAGAUCAAGAAUCAAGAGAACCAUUGCCAGUGCAUGAGCGAGGUAAAUCUGUCGUAGGAACAACCACUGCACCUUAUUUUCUACGGGGCGUUUAUCAGGCAUCAGUUUAUACAUCUUGUUUAGUAGCAUAACGGGAGCGAAAAAAAAACUGAGAGAGAGAGAGAGAGAGAGAGAGAGAAGAAAAAUGAGAGUAUCACAUACAAACUUACAAGUCUCGAUGUCGUUAUCUCGGACCAGUUAAAUGUAUCGGAUAAUUCCUGAAGAUAAGGUUCACACGGUCGAUAUAACGAUCAUUUCGCAUCACGAACCAUUUUAUCGGAUUUCAUAGAACAAUUAUCGCGACUGUGAUAGAACUACUUUCUCCCCGCCAUCUAUAAUCAUGCUACAUUUUAAUUCAACUACCUGAAAUAAUUUAAUCUCAUUUUUUCAGUUCGCAAAUACUUUGACGCAUUCGUCACCUCGCACGAAUUUCCGCGCGUCAAUAAAUCUCCUGGAAUUUUUUCACAACGGGGAUUAAUUUGCGGAGCGAGUUCGUACGUCUGUGGAAGUCAGCAAGGGAAGGAGGGAGAAUGUUGAAAAACGCGGUAAAAGUACUCGACAUGUGACGAACAGACCGUGAAGGAAGGCAAGGUACAUAUACACAUCGCGUUACGACAAAUCUACACAGUGUCUCAUAAAUGCUGAUAAAUCGAAAACGAUGGAAGGAAAGAUAUUGCGACCCUCCUGCGGGGAAAUCAAUUAAUCGCAAGGUCGGAGGGUUGUUAGGGUGACGUAUGGAUAAGCGAAGGAAAUCCAGAAUUGAUUUUUGUGAUCGAUACACGUUAAUUCCUUGAACCGGGCUUCUACCAGUCUUUCUCUCUUGUAUCUUCUUCGUACCGUGACUGUUACUUCCGUUCAAGGUGCUGUUCCAUGAAACAUCAAAGUGGGAUGAGAUUGAAGGAAGCGACGUACUAGCACCUUGAAAGGAUAACACACUCACGUGCAUAUAUUCCAAGUAUGGCGAUAACAGAAUUACCAACCAAGUGCGUCGUACCUUCGAGCUAAAGAGCUGUUACUCCUUUUUAACGAACAAUCGGAGCAAAGCAAUCGAGUAAAAUUAAUUCAAAAUUCUUUAGUAAGGCGUGAAAGAAAAGUUUCUGAGGUAAAUCACCCUGUAUAUCAAUAUGCACGCAUACACAUCGCGUGGGCGCUGACCAUUAAGGUGUUGUUACGACAUCAGUCGCCGAGUACACACGUUUGUAAAUAUCACUUUAUACACAUGGAACACAUUUAGACGCUUGUAUGUUGUACACGAUCCAUUCCGUAUUUGGGCUACCAACGUUAAAGUGGAUCUUCAUACACCGAGAGGCAUGCAUACAUCAUGAACAAGUCGUUAUACCUGCACAUUGUAAGGAGAAAAAUGAGACAGCACGAGGAAAGAUCUCCAAUUCUUCUUUUCACUGCAUCGAUUAAUAUGGAGUUUCAGUUCGUCGAACUCGAACACGAGAGAGUUCAGGAUGUUAAUAAACUUCUCCAUGCAUCCAUGGAUCCAUAAUUGUUCUGCAGUUUAUUGCACGCCGGUAUAAUUGUAUCUCGUACAAAGUUAACUGGUUUAUUUGAGGAACGCACCCUUUUAAGACCCCUUUCAAUGUUUGUAUACUUCUCCACCAUGACGAGCCGGAAAUGGAUCUUUAUAUCUAACUAGAUGAGCGUGUGUAAUGAUCAGAAGCAAACAAAAAGAAUAAUGAGGCCGAUAAUUCUGGCGGUGUUUUGUCACGGUACGAUGGUAGAAAGAAUAGGAUGUUUAAUUUUUUGCGUGGGUAGCUCUGCUGAUAGAUUAACAUAGCGACGCUGAAUGUUCAGCAGAUAUACAUUUUCCAUCACGAUAAAAUCGUAAGGAGAGGCUUGCCGCAUUGUUCGAAUACUUUGCUGAAGUAUUUAAACGCAAAUACUUCCCAGCGGUGCAACCUCUUUAAUGAAUCUGUAAUAACAGAAGUUCGAGACUUUUAUUUUUCGCCUGUACUGUACGAUGCGCUGGAACAAUGGUUUCUUCGACGGAAACCUCUUCCAAUUCAUUGCUACUUUUAUCAGGGGAACAGUUCUCGUUAUUACGACAAUGCCAUCAAGGGAUGUGACUUCGAUCGUUGCAAUCGGAAAUACACCCCGAAUCACCCCCUUAUACUACAUCCUUCUCUGCACCAAUAAUAGCUUCGAAAUAAUGUCUCGACUUUAUCUUUUUUCAAUAUUUACAAAAUAAUCAUCAAUCCUCAGAAAUAUUUGUUGUGCGCGAUACGCAUGUGUACAAUAAUAUCAUUCAGACAUUCGAUCGCUCUGGUCGUCAUAUAUACAAAGCCCGAUUUUUAAACUCUAGUUUAUUCAAUUCGAAUUUGCAAUGAUAAAUAAUUUAAUUAAACAACUGUUUACAUAAUAAUUACAUUUUAUGAAAAUAUGUUGUAUAUAAAUGUAAAUGAUUUCCAUUUUGAGAUUUGUUACAUUUUGUAC
Molecule: messenger RNA, 3514 nt
Organism: Heterotrigona itama
Lineage: Eukaryota; Metazoa; Arthropoda; Insecta; Hymenoptera; Apidae
Source: the annotation of a GenBank genome assembly